Molecule: messenger RNA, 567 nt
Organism: Calliphora vicina (urban bluebottle blowfly)
Lineage: Eukaryota; Metazoa; Arthropoda; Insecta; Diptera; Calliphoridae
Exons: 2
Coding region: 91-567 (158 amino acids)
Cellular component (GO): nucleus; U12-type spliceosomal complex
Molecular function (GO): nucleic acid binding; zinc ion binding
Source: RefSeq, a predicted model, not a curated record
UAUUCUAUUUUUCAGAUUUCAGCGCAAAAAUGUAAACAAUUCCAAUGUGUUUGUUAUAUAUGCCAAUUAUUUACAAAAUUAUUUCCAAAUAUGGGUGGUAAAAGUUAUUUUUGUGAUUAUUGUCGUUGUUAUAUGAAAAAUGAUAAGAAUGUACGGAAAACUCAUAAUGACGGUUUAGCCCACAACAUCAUAAAAGCAUCCAUUAUGAAGAAAUAUGAAGAUCCGCGUAAAAUUUACGAGGAAGAAAUGAACAAAGAACCAUGUACGCGAUAUAUGAAAGGUUUUUGCAAAUACGACUUAUACUGUCAGUUUUCACAUUUCAAUGAGACUCAGUUGAAGGAAUUAAAAGAAUUGGUUGAAAAUUUAAAUACAAAGUCAAAUUUAAGACAGACUACUACUAAACCAAAAUUACCUGUAAAAUCAAAAGUUUUAUUUAAACUACCUUGGCAAAAUAAAAUUUCAAAAAGAUCUAUGAAAUUGUUACCAGCAAAGUUACCACCAUCAUUAAGACCUUUAAGUUUUAAAAAAUUAUCAAAUUUAGAUGUAAGUAAUAAUAAAUGGGGUUGA